CCCUCAUUCAUACACUCAGCGGUCAUGCCUAUCAUGAACUCGUCUGGCUCAUGGUGUUCUUUCUUCAGACUCGCACAAGAUCGAUACAUGUGCGACCACCGCCCUGAUUCUCACCAAGCAACUACUUAUCUUGACCGGUAAUCUAUAGCGCAGAUACUACUCCACGCAAGCACGUCUACAAGUCUGACAAGCAACCAUGGCCGACUUACAGCCAACCACGCUCGAUGAGCUCCUGUCCUGCUACCCAGCCAAGCCGUCCAAAGCCGCUGUAGCCAAGUUCGUGCACCGACUGGCCCUCUCCAAGGCCUGGGGCGUCGCACAAGGGCCCAAAAGGCUUCUUGACAUUGGCUGUGGCCAGGGAGAAUGCAGCCUUGUGAUGGCUUCCAGCCUCGGCCCGACCGGGCACGUCACCGGCAUCGACGUCGCGCCGCCAGACUACGGCUCGCCAUUCACCAUCGGACAAGCCCAGGAGUGCAUCCUGAAAUCUGCUCUAGGGUCUCGCAUCGACUUCAGACGCGGGGACGCCGAGGCGGUCUUGAAUCCGGCCGGUGACGCCCACGAUGACUCUCGUGCAUCCGCCGCCGCGCCGUUUGACGCAGCGAUCCUGUGCCACAGCCUGUGGUACUUUGACUCUGCUGAGGACAUACGCCAUCUAUUCUCCCUGCUGGCCAAAGCCCGCGUGCCCCAGAUCUACCUCGCAGAGUGGAAGGGCGAGGCGACACACGUCCAGCAGGAGCCGCACAGCCUCGCUGCCCGCACGCAGGCCUUCCUGCAUUCACAAAAGCCCACGGGGAGACCGUGGUCGGUGGUCGAGGCCAAUGUCCGCGCCGCCUUCCCUGCUGCGGAUAUCUUGCAAAUGGCCGAGGCGGUGGGCUGGCGGACGGCGAGCAAGGGCGACGUCGCGGCCCCAACAGACAUGAUGGACGGGCAUUGGGAGGCUCGAUAUGUGGUUUCUGACAAGUUCAAGAGCUCAUUUGAGGCCGAGGACAGCCUUUCGGCGGAAGCCAAGGAGAAGCUGGACAUGUACGUUGAGAUGGUAAAGCACAAUGCUGCGAUUGUGGAACGCAGCUCCUUUACCAAAGUCGAAUGUAUGGAUGUUACCUGGGCGGUCUUGCAGCUGGCUGCUUGAGAGCUACCUCGAAUAAUAGCACACUUUGCAUGUUGCCAUA
Messenger RNA from Purpureocillium takamizusanense, 1169 nucleotides. RefSeq lists its product as uncharacterized. The transcript has a single exon. NCBI's taxonomy places the organism in Eukaryota, Fungi, Ascomycota, Sordariomycetes, Hypocreales, Ophiocordycipitaceae. Bases 197 to 1129 code for a protein of 310 amino acids. The record is from RefSeq and is a predicted model, not a curated record.